UCAGAGUGGAUCCGGUUCCGAGAUCAGUUUAACCGCAUUGUUUCCUGCAAGGCACCGGUGGGACCGUCCACAAAACUGACUGGUUUGAAGAUCUUCGCGGGUGAUUUCCUGCUCAACAUUAUAGAAAUGCAGGAGAAACUGGUUGAUUCGGAGUCAAUUGAUGUUUAUUCGGACACGGUAGAGGCGCUCAACAGGUACUUCAACCAAAUCUGUGAUUCGGCAAAGGAGAGGCUAAAGUUUCGUGAGAUGAAAAUGAGCGAGGGCGAACCGUUCGACGACUGGGUCCUGCGCCUAGAGGCGCAGGCGAAGUACUGUGAUUUCGAGUUGAAACAGAGGGAAGAGGAGUUUUUGCAGGCUCUGACGAGACGCUCCAUCCCGGACAUCGCUGGCAAGCUGUACGAGGCAUCGGACAUGCUGGGGCGCGAUCUGCAAAAGAUCAUUAAUCACGGCAAGCAUCUGGAUGACAUCAGGCGGGAAGCGGCAGAUGCCGCUAAGCAGCUGGACGAGAGAGCUGGCGCAAGCGGAGGCCAACGCCACGAAGAAGAGGGGUUCAAAGCAGUGAACGUGGUGCGUCAAUUCAAGCCGAAGGCGGAACGCGGUCGUUAUUUUUCGGGCGGAUCAACCAAGGGCUUCGCGGUGCCACAGAAGAGGUAUCGCGACUGGCCUCUGAAGCGGGAUGCGUGGGAGAAGAUGUCCGUGGCUAACUGCACAAAGUGCGGUCGGGUGCAUGGGCCAGGACAGUGCGCAGCUUUCCGCGUGAAGUGCUGGAACUGUGGCGUCUGGGGUCACUUUGCCGAGUGUUGCAAGAAUCCCAAAGCCAUGGAGGGGGGUUCGCGCGACCGACGUUACCGACCGGAAUCCGUCAAAGAAGAAGCUGGAAGGAUUAAUCAGGUAGAUACUGAAAAGUCGUAAAUGUUUCGUUUAAAAGUACAUCAUUUCUUCGCAUACAACGUACUUGAAUUAAUAAACAGUUCACACAGUAAAGCGUA
Culex quinquefasciatus (southern house mosquito) is the source of this 989-nucleotide messenger RNA. RefSeq lists its product as uncharacterized. Gene Ontology annotation, molecular function: zinc ion binding; nucleic acid binding. The record is from RefSeq and is a predicted model, not a curated record. The transcript is spliced from 2 exons. NCBI's taxonomy places the organism in Eukaryota, Metazoa, Arthropoda, Insecta, Diptera, Culicidae. The coding region runs from base 127 to 912 and encodes 261 amino acids.